Molecule: messenger RNA, 1704 nt
Organism: Paramecium pentaurelia
Lineage: Eukaryota; Ciliophora; Oligohymenophorea; Peniculida; Parameciidae
Source: the annotation of a GenBank genome assembly
AUGGGUUGUGGAUCUGGUAAACCUGUGGAAGUUGAUAAUCCAAACAAGAGUAGUUAAACUUAUUUUACACUUAGUUAAGGAUGUUGCUCAUUUCUAAAUUUCUACGUCAGGCAUGGUUGCUGAAAAACAAGGAUCAAUAUUAAAUGAUUAUACUCUCCUUAAACCUCCUAUUGGAAAAGGUUUCAAUUAAUUAAUAUAAUUAGGGGCAUUUGGAGAAGUCAGAAAGGGCAUCCAUAAAGUUACAAAUCAAAUUAGAGCUAUAAAAGUAAUUUCGAAAGAAAAAGCAAGCAAAGCAGAAGUAGAAAGAUUGAGAAUAGAGAUUGAAAUCUUAAAACGAUUAGUAACACUUAAUUAAAACAAUAGGAUCAUCCAAACAUAAUAAAAAUUUAUGAGUUCUAUCAGGAUCAUAAAAAUAUAUAUAUAGUAACAGAAUUAUGUACAGGAGGAGAACUUUUUGAUAAAAUUUAAGAUCAAUAAGCCUUCUCUGAGAGAAAGGCAGCAGAGACUAUGAAACAAAUUCUUAGUGCUGUUAAUUAUCUUCAUAAAAGUAAGAUAGUACAUAGGUUUAUAAUUAUAUAUUAAUGAAUUAGAGAUUUGAAACCAGAGAACAUUUUAUAUGAGGCAAAUAAGCCUUAAGCACUAUUAAAGAUAGUAGAUUUUGGUACUAGUAGAGUAUUUGAAGCAGGUUACAAAAUGAAUUAGAAAUUGGGAACUGUAUAAAUAUAUUUAAUUUAAAAAGCCUUAUUAUAUAGCACCUGAAGUGCUGGAGAGAAAAUAUGAUGAAAAAUGUGAUGUAUGGUCAUGUGGUGUGAUAUUAUAUAUUUUACUUUGUGGACUUCCACCAUUUAAUGGUGAAAAUGAUGAAGAGAUUUUAGAAAAUGUUAGAGAAGGUUAAUUAACAUUUGAUGGAGAAGAAUGGAAUUAAAUUUCAUAUGAAGCAAAAUUACUGAUUACAAAAAUGUUAGAAAGAGAUCCUAAAAAGAGGAUUAGUGCUGAAUCAGCUUAAAGAGAUCCAUGGAUAACUACAUAUGUUAAAAAGACUGAGAUGAAUUUACCUUAAUUAACAAAAGUUUUAAAUAAUUUAAGAAAUUUCAGAGUGGAAAAGAAAUUCUAAGAGGCUGCAUUAACUUUCAUGGUUAAUCAAAUGGCUACAAGUCAAGAGAAAUAGGAAUUAUUAUAAUAAUUUUAGGCACUUGAUUUAAAUGGAGAUGGAAGACUCUCAAAAGAAGAAUUAAUUAUUGGUAUUUAAUAAUAUAUAUAUAUAUAUCAUAGGAUAUUCAAAAGUAAUGAGUUAUACAGAUGCAGAAUUAGAAGUAGCUAAAUUAAUGAAAUAUAUAGAUUAAGAUAAAAAUGGAAGCAUUGAUUAUUCAGGUAAGAUAUAUAUAUAUAAUUAUAUAUAGAAUUUGUUUUGGCUACAUUUAAUAAGGUGAAACUUAUUGAAGAUGCAAGAUUAGAAUAAGCAUUUAGAAUGUUUGAUAAAGAUGGUAGUGGUUCAAUAUCAAUUGAUGAAAUCAAAGGAAUAUUUGGAUGUAAUGAAGCAGCUGUUAGUGAUGAAGUAUGGAAGGAAUUAUUGGCAGAAGUUGAUGCAAAUGGUGAUGGAUCUGUAUUAAUUUUAUUUAUUUUAAGAUAUCCUUUUAAGAGUUUAAAGAAAUUAUUAUCAAAGCAAUCAAUGCUAAUAAUCCAGAUUAAAAGACUGUAAAAUGA